AUGGAAGAAGAUUUACUUUUAAUGAAAAACAAAGUGAUUUUUUCGGAAAACUAUCAUUAUGUUGUCUUAUUAGAUUAUUCUGGAUCUAUGUCAGAAGAUAGAUUUAAUCGAGCAUAAAUGAAAUAAUUUCAUUUUUAUCAUCAGCAUAAUAGAAUUAGAAUAUCGAGUUGCCAUCAUAAUCUUCAACGAUAAAGCUAGAUGUGUGGUAGACUUUUAAUAUAUAGACAUGCAAACUAUAAACAAUGUAGUAGUAUGUAAUGGAGCAAGUACUAGCUUUUAAAGUGCCUUCUAAGUAGCUUAUGAAAAAAUCAGGCUGUAAGUAACUUUCAUUAACAUAAUAGGUAAAACAUUUAAAUCAAUCUAGGCAUAUAGGAUUUUUUUUAUACCGAUGAAGAUUCAUAUCCUACUUAGGCAUUGGCGCAGUUCGCAAGAAUGCCAUUUUCAUAGAGAAUGAAAAUAGAUUUGAUUUUUGUGGUCUUGAUAAAUAAUAAAAGAUAAUGA
This is a messenger RNA of Paramecium pentaurelia, 501 nucleotides long. NCBI's taxonomy places the organism in Eukaryota, Ciliophora, Oligohymenophorea, Peniculida, Parameciidae. The record is from the annotation of a GenBank genome assembly.